Messenger RNA from Passer domesticus (house sparrow), 1953 nucleotides. RefSeq names its product angiotensinogen (gene AGT). The transcript is spliced from 5 exons. Lineage: Eukaryota; Metazoa; Chordata; Aves; Passeriformes; Passeridae. The record is from RefSeq and is a predicted model, not a curated record. Gene Ontology annotation, biological process: regulation of apoptotic process; regulation of systemic arterial blood pressure by renin-angiotensin; negative regulation of endopeptidase activity. The coding region runs from base 128 to 1498 and encodes 456 amino acids. Gene Ontology annotation, molecular function: serine-type endopeptidase inhibitor activity.
CCCGGCUUAUGCAAGAGUGGGUAUAAAAGGGGGAGCUGAAUACCCCUCCAAAAUCGGAGAGUGGGGCAGAAGGAGAGCGCACCUCACCGCUGAAGAACAGCAGACACAGUGGAGGCAAUUUUCCAACAUGAAUGUGGUAGCAGAUUUUCUCUGCUUGCUGGCUUGCCUUACCGUGGUGACUUGUGACCGGGUCUACGUCCACCCUUUCAAUUUGUUUUCUUUCAAUGAGAGUGACUGUGACAAGCUGGAAAAAUUGGUUCAGGAGGGAAAGACUAUUGUCCCUGUCUCCAUUGAGUCCCAAACCACUCCUGAAUAUGAAGAUGGCAUGAAUGACAACAAGUUGGAAGUUGCAAACCUCAGCACCUGGGGGAAGGAGGAACGGAGCUACCUGAGCGACUUGGUAGUCGUCCUGGGCAUGCGGUUUUACAGCGCACUGCAGAAAGCACAGAGGGGCCAAAACGUGCUCCUGUCCCCUACCAGCCUCUACAGCUCCUUGUUGUCCUUCUACCUGGGGGCCUCAAACCAGACAGCAGUUGAUUUGCAGGCUUUGCUGGGAUUUAAUCCCCCCUCUGGAAACCCUGACUGCAUUUCCAUGGCAGUGGGAAGCAAUUUCCUUUCCAGCCUGAGGACGAUCGAAAGGCUUGUGAAGAGCGGGGACGAGGAGCUGCUCUUUUCCAAGACACUGAGCCUGUUCUCUGCCCCUGGCAUAGCCCUAUUCCAGCUGUUCAUGGAGCACUUGCUCCCCAGUGCUGAUGCAUUCUACGCCCGAGCUGUUGAUUUUGCAAAUCCAGGCAAGGCAGCAAAACAAAUAAAUGACUUUGUGGAGGCCAAAAGCGAGGGCCGGAGCAAGGGCUUUCUGGCAGACAUGGAUCCAUCCGCCGAGCUGCUGUUUGUGGUGGACGUCCGCUUGGCAAUGAAUGUUAAGCAAGCCUUCCCACUCAAAGAGCCUCAGGAGUUCUGGGUGGAUUCAAACACAAAGGUCUUGGUCCCUAUGUUGUCUAUCAUGGGGACAUUCAAGUACAAGACUGAUGCCAGUGGCACUUUUUCUGUGGUGGAAGUCCCCCUCAGCCAGACAGCGCUGCUGGUGCUGCUGCAGCCCUCCAACGGCAGCGACCUGGAGCGCCUGGAGUCCUCAGCCUGGCUCCAGCGGCUGUCCCCAAGAGAAAUUAAAUUAACACUGCCAACAUUAACACUAGAAGACAGCUGUGAUCUACAGGAGCUUCUUGCAGAUAUGGAACUGCCUCCACUGCUGGGGAAGGGGGCAGACUUCAGUAAGAUAAGCAAUGCCAGUCUAACAGUUGGAAAGGUAAUAAAUAAAGCCUUUUUCAAACUGGCCAGUGAUGGAACAGAUCAGCCAGAAGAUCCUGCAGCACAGAAGGAAGAUGGGGUGUACCUGGAUGUAACACUGAAUAAGCCAUUCCUUUUUGCUGUUUUUGAAAAGCAGUCAAGGGCAAUGCUUUUUCUUGGCAGAGUAGUAAACCCUCUGCAUGAGGAUUAAAUGCAAACACAGAGGAUAAGAAAGGAGUGGAAUGAUGCACAUUUCCCAUCACCUUUUUCUUAUUAAUCAGAUAUUUUUGUGAUGUCAUUGAGUGCUCUACUUAGCUUUGAGAUAAAGCAGUUAGUGUUCAAAAUACAGCUUUUUGAAACUAACACCUUGCAACAUUUCAUCCUCGUCCAUCUUUUUCACGUGACUCCCAUCCUCCCUCCAGUUUCCAUUUUAUUCUUUGUCUCUCUUUUACUCCUAGUUCCCUUUUUGGAUGCAGUGGGGCAGGGCAGUGUUUUGACACAAAGCAUCCACUUGAAAAAAUAGAUAAGCAGCUUCUGUUAUAGUAUUUUUAUUUACUAUAGAAAAGGACCUCUUCAUUCUUUAAAAAGCUUUUUUAAUUGUAUGGUCAGUUUUGCAAGAGAGACUCUUUUAUUUUACAGUGAAGAUUUUACAACUAUCCACAGAGA